Molecule: messenger RNA, 896 nt
Organism: Medicago truncatula (barrel medic)
Lineage: Eukaryota; Viridiplantae; Streptophyta; Magnoliopsida; Fabales; Fabaceae
Product: ubiquitin-conjugating enzyme E2 5
Exons: 6
Coding region: 147-704 (185 amino acids)
Source: RefSeq, a predicted model, not a curated record
CUGCUUGCUUUCUUAACCAAUUUUACUUCUUUCAGUUGCACAAGUAAAGGCUCUUCCUCAAUCCUCUUCUUCCCUUAACCUUCUCUCUCUCUCUCUCUCUCUCUCAACCAAAGAACCAAACAGAAAGAGAACAACAAGAACCGAACAUGUCUUCACCAAGCAAGCGACGAGAGAUGGACUUGAUGAAACUGAUGAUGAGUGAUUACAAGGUGGAAAUGAUUAACGAUGGAAUGCAAGAAUUUUAUGUCCAUUUUCAUGGACCCAGUGAAAGUCCUUAUCAAGGAGGUGUGUGGAAAGUAAGAGUUGAGCUACCGGAUGCUUAUCCCUAUAAGUCUCCUUCAAUAGGUUUCAUCAAUAAGAUCUAUCACCCAAAUGUUGAUGAGAUGUCAGGAUCAGUUUGUCUUGAUGUCAUCAAUCAGACCUGGAGCCCCAUGUUUGAUCUUGUCAAUGUAUUUGAGGUGUUUCUGCCGCAACUCCUUCUGUAUCCCAAUCCAUCAGACCCCUUGAAUGGAGAAGCUGCGGCUUUAAUGAUGCGUGACCGACCUACUUAUGAACAAAGGGUUAAAGAGUACUGUGAGAAGUAUGCCAAGCCAGAAGACAUUGGAGCUGCCACAGAAGAGAAAUCCAGUGAUGAAGAUGAGGAGCUAACUGAAGAUGAAUAUGAUUCUAGUGAUGAACAGGUGGCUGGUAAAGCAGACCCCUAGUUUGCCUUGUGUAUGCAAGUCCUGUUCUUUCUGUAUUUUAUCUGUACAUGAUGUUCUAGUUAUGUUUUCGCUCCAUUCAAAUGAAUGUGCUUGCAUGUCGGUAGGGGAAAAAUUCCCCUUCAUGUUAAUUAACUUUUCACUGUAAAUAAUGUACCAUUGAUUUCCUAAUGUAAUUUUAUUUUUGUUAUCUUA